CCCUCAGCUGUUUUUGUUUUUGUCUGCCUCCUGUUAACUCUAGAAGUUAGUGUUAAAACAGAAUUACAAGCGCCGUGUUCUAAAAUAGAAGAAACAACAAAUCAUUUUAGUUUCAGGAUUCAAGCCAUCAAUUUCCAAUUUGUAUAGCAUGUAUUACAUUGUAAUAACUAAUCUCAAGUGCAUACGUGUGUAGAGGAGCUGGGUUUCGGAGUGAUCGAUCCGAACACAGGCCACUGAACUAGGGCAGUGGAGCAGGACAGGAUAAUCACUGUGGGCGAGAUGGAGGAACGGGAGACACCCGACGGUCCGGGAGGGCCUCAAGGCUUGAUCAGCGCCUCGUUCAACCAGGACACCACGUCUCUAUCAGUGGGCACUAAGUCAGGCUACAGACUCUUCUCUGUCACCUCAGUGGACAAGAUGGACUGCAUCCACGAAGGAGCGGAGUGUCCAGACGUGUACAUCGUGGAGCGGUUGUUCUCCAGCAGUCUGGUGGCGGUGGUCAGUCUCUCCAUGCCCCGACGUAUGAACGUCUACCACUUCAAAAGGGGAACAGAGAUCUGCAACUAUAGCUACUCUAACAACAUCCUCUCAGUCCGGCUCAACAGACAGAGGCUGGUGGUGUGUCUGGAGGAGUCAGUCUACAUCCACAACAUCAAAGACAUGAAGCUGCUGAAGACGCUGCUCAACACGCCCCACAACCCCUCAGGUCUCUGUGCCCUCUCUGUGAACCAUGGUAACUCCUACCUGGCGUACCCUGGCAGUCAAACCAUCGGAGAGAUCAUGGUCUAUGACACCAACAACCUGAGCAAGGUGACGAUGAUCCCAGCCCAUGACAGUCCCCUGGCAGCCCUCACAUUCAACGCUUCAGGAACCAAACUCGCCAGUGCCUCCGAGAGGGGUACAGUGAUCAGAGUGUUCACCAUCCCAGAGGGACAGAGGCUGUUUGAGUUCCGUAGAGGGAUGAAGAGGUAUGUGAGUAUCAGCUCGUUGUCCUUUAGUUCAGACGCCCAGUUCCUCUGUGCCUCCAGCAACACAGAGACGGUCCAUAUCUUCAAACUGGAACAGCACAGCCCCAGUCGAGAUGGCGAGUCUCCUACGUGGGGUGCCUACGUGGGGAAGAUGUUCACAGCAGCCAGCACCUACCUUCCCUCCCAGGUCUCUGACAUGAUGCACCAAGACCGGGCCUUUGCCACCGUACGACUCAACAUGUUCGGACUCAAGAACGUAUGCGCCUUGUCCACGGUUCAGAAGCUACCUCGGCUGCUGGUGGCAUCAUCAGAUGGACAUCUCUACAUCUAUAACAUUGACCCACAGGACGGAGGAGAGUGUGUUCUGGUCAGGAAACACAGACUAUUUGAAGGAGAUGAGGCGCCACAGGAAGCACAACAGAAAGAGAAGGAGUCAGAGGAUGGAAGGUCCCUCCCACCGUCAACCAGCCCAUCAUAUGCUGCCACUGUGUCCCUCCCCUCGACUGCACCCUCUUCUACCACUCUCACAGGCUACUCAGAGGAUGGAGGGGCUGAGAAAGGGGAUGUGAUCCCUGAACAUGAGUUUGCCGAGGGACCCGUCUGUCUGGAUGAUGAGAACGAGUUUCCUCCCGUCAGCAAACAGACCAACUGACCCACCACUUCCCUGGAACCAAUCAACUGGAGCCAUUCACACAAGAAGGAAGUAUAUCAGUGUUAAGAGAACCCCCCACCCCAUGUCCCCAACGAUCAAAUGGGAGAAAUGUAGAUGCCACAGUGUUGAUUGGUUACUCUAAUGUGCCAUUCAGAAGUAGAGUGUGGCUGGAUAGUGGACCCGUCUCUGUACAUUGUCUUAUACCUGGAACUAAAGGUCAGUAUGAAUACAAUUUAAAUCAAUUCCCUAACUAUCAGAAGGGAAGCAGGUCUGGGCUAUGAAUUUGUAGCCUUCCUCUAGUCUAAUAUUAACCAAUAUUUAACCUGGUUAAAAAGGGACUUUAAUAUUGAAUUGCAAUCAUAUAGAGCUAUUGAGAAGUGCUCUGGGCUUUUUACUUUUAUAACCUGUUUAGUAUCAUUUAGUGAUUUAUAACACUGACUGGAUAGCGGGGUCCGAGUCGUAUUCUGCUGCUUGAUGCAGAUUGGCUAGAACCCAGUGUAGGGUGGAAGAGGGCAGAGAGGGGCACAGACAGAGUGCGUCUUAUCAGUGGGCUAUAGCUGUGCCACGCCCUGAGAGAGAAGAGGGGGAGGGAAAGAGAGGGGAUGGUGGAAUAGAGAAGGAGAGACGGCGUUCUAUCAUGUGUCUUGAGGUGAUGUUUUUGAACUUAUCUCUAGAAAAAAGGUGGGAAGAAUAAUAAAAUACUGAUAAUGUGAAAAAGUUGAUUAAUAGUAUUGUAGAUCCUUACAGGUCCUUUUAUUUCACUGAUAAAAUUAUUAACACCAUUGACUAAAUAAUGUUGAAUAUUGUAAAAUUUCAGACAUGACGUAGAUGUUUUUACUUUGUAAAAAAUAAUGUUGACUUGUACUAAAUAUUAUUUUGGAAUAUGAAAUGACAAUUAUUCAUCAAUGCAUUAGACCUAUGGUAAUUAAGUGAAGGUCUUGGCGGAAAGUGGAUUUUUAUUGUUUGUGUAAAGUGUGUAUGUAUAUAUUAUAUGUGUAUAUGUGUGUGUGUGUGUGUGUGUGUGUGUAUAUAUAUAUACAGUUGAAGUCUGAAGUUUACAAACACUUAGGUUGGUCAUUAAAACUUGUUUUUCAACCACUCCACAAAUUUCUUGUUAACAAACUAUAGUUUUGGCAAGUCGGUUAGGACAUCUACUUUGUGCAUGACAAGUUACCUUUCCAACAAUUGUUUACAGACAGAUUAUUUCACUUAUAAUUCACUGUAUCACAAUUCCAGUGGGUCAGAAGUUUACAUACACAAAGUUGACUGUGCCUUUAAACAGCUUGGAAAAUUCCAGAAAAUUAUGUCAUGGCUUUAGAAGCUUCUGAUAGGCUAAUUGACAUCAUUUGAGUCAAUUGGAGGUGUACCUGUGGGUGUAUUUCAAGGCCUACCUUCAAACUCAGUGCCUCUUUGCUUGACAUCAUGGGAAAAUCAAAAGAAAUCCACCAAGACCUCAGAAACAAAUAUUGAAGACCUCCACAAGUCUGGUUCAUCCUUGGGAGCAAUUUCCAAACACCUGAAAGUACCACGUUCAUCUGUACAAACAAUAGUAUGCAAGAAUGAACACCAUGGGAACACGCAGCUGUCAUACUAUUCAGGAAGGAGAAGCGUUCUGUCUUCUAGAGAUGAAUGUACUUUGGUGCGAAAAGUGCAAAUCAAUCCAAGAACAACAGCAAAGGACCUUGUGAAGAUGCUGGAGGAAACCGUUACAAAAGUAUCUAUAUCCACAGUAAAACGAUUCCGAAUCGACAUUACCUGAAAGGCCGCUCAGCAAGGAAGAAGCCACUGCUCCAAACCCGCCAUAAAAAAGCCAGACUACGGUUUGCAAAUGCACACGGGGACACAGAUCAUACUUUUUGGAGAAAUGUCUGAUGAAACAAAAAUAGAACUGUUUGGCCAUAAUGACCAUUGUUAUGUUUGGAGGACAAAGGGGGAGGAUUGCAAGCCGAAGAACACCAUCCCAACCGUGAAGCAUGGGAGUGGCAGCAUCAUGUUGUGGGGGUGCUUUGCUGCAGGAGGGACUGGUACACUAAACAAAAAUAGAUGGCAUCAUGAGGUAGAUAAAUUAUGUGGAAAUAUUGAAGCAACAUCUGAAGAUAGUCAGGAAGUUAAAGCUUGGUUGCAAAUGGUUCUUCCAAAUGGACAAUGACCCCAAGCAUACUUCCAAAGUUGUCAGGAGGACUGGGCCAAAUUCACCCAACUUAUUGUGGGAAGCUUGUGAAAGGAUACCCAACAUGUUUGACCCAAGUUAAACAAUUUAAAGGCAAUGCUACCAAAUACUAAUUAAGUGUAUGUAAAUUUCUGAAAAAAAUUCAAGCUAAAAUAAAUCAUUCUCUCUACUAUUAUUCUGACAUUUCACAUUCUUAAAAUAAAGUGGUGAUUCUAAGACAUGGAAUUUUUACUAGGAUUAAAUGUCAGGAAUUGUGAAAAACUGAGUUUAAAUGUAUUUGGCUAAGGUGUAUGUAAAUUUCCGACUUCAACUGUAUGUAUGUAUAUAUACACUCACACACACGUGUGUGUAUAUAUAUACACACACACCACAUGUAUAUAUACAGUGGGGAGAACAAGUAUUUGAAACAUUGACGAUUUUGCAGGUUUUCCUACUUACAAAGCAUGUAGAGGUCUGUAAUUUUCAUCAUAGGUACACUUCAACUGUGAGAGACGGAAUCUAAAACAAAAAUCCAGAAAAUCACAUUGUAUGAUUUUUAAGUAAUUAAUUUGCAUUUCAUUGCAUGACAUAACUAUUUGAUCACCUACCAACAAUUAAGAAUUCCGGCUCUCACAGACCUGUUAGUUUUUAUUUAAGAAGCCCUCCUGUUCUCCACUCAUUACCUGUAUUAACUGCACCUGUUUGAACUCGUUACCUGUAUAAAAGACACCUGUCCACACACUCAAACAGACUCCAACCUCUCCACAAUGGCCAAGACCAGAGCGCGGUGUAAGGACAUCAGGGAUAAAAUUGUAGACCUGCACAAGGCUGGGAUGGGCUACAGGACAAUAGGCAAGCAGCUCGGUGAGAAGGCAACAACUGUUGGCGCAAUUAUUAGAAAAUGGAAGAAGUUCAAGAAGACGGUCAAUCACCCUCGGUCUGGGGCUCAAAUCAAAUUUAUUUAUAUAGCCCUUCGUACAUCAGCUGAUAUCUCAAAGUGCUGUACAGAAACCCAGCCUAAAACCCCAAACAGCAAGCAAUGCAGGUGUAGAAGCACGGUGGCUUGGAAAAACUCACUAGAAAGGCCAAAACCUAGGAAGAAACCUAGAGAGGAACCAGGCUAUGUGGGGUGGCCAGUCCUCUUCUGGCUGUGCCGGGUGAAGAUUAUAACAGAACAUGGCCAAGAUGUUCAAAUGUUCAUAAAUGACCAGCAUGGUCCAAUAAUAAUAAGGCAGAACAGUUGAAACUGGAGCAGCAGCACGGCCAGGUGGACUGGGGACAGCAAGGAGUCAUCAUGUCAGGUAGUCCUGAGGCAUGUUCCUACGCUCAGGUCCUCCGAGAGAGAGAAAGAAAGAGAGAAUUAGAGAGAGCACACUUAAAUUCACACAGGACACCGAAUAGGACAGGAGAAGUACUCCAGAUAUAACAAACUGACCCUAGCCCCCCGACACAUAAACUACUGCAGCAUAAAUACUGGAGGCUGAGACAGGAGGGGUCAGGAGACACUGUGGCCCCAUCUGAGGACACCCCCGGACAGGGCCAAACAGGAAGGAUAUAACCCCACCCACUUUGCCAAAGCACAGCCCCCACACCACUAGAGGGAUAUCUUCAACCACCAACUUACCAUCCUUAGACAAGGCCGAGUAUAGCCCACAAAGAUCUCCGCCACGGCACAACCCAAGGGGGGGGGGCUCCAUGUAAGAUCUCACCUCGUGGGGCAUCAAUGAUCAUGAGGAAGGUGAGGGAUCAGCCCAAAACUACACGGCAGGACCUGGUCAAUGACCUAAAAGAGAGCUGGGACCACAGUCUCAAAGAAAACCAUUAGUAACACACUACGCUGUCAUGGAUUAAAAUCCUGCAGCGCACGCAAGGUCCCCCUGCUCAAGCCAGCGCGUGUCCAGGCCCGUCUGAAGUUUGCCGACGACCAUCUGGAUGAUCCAGAGGAGGAAUGGGAGAAGGUCAUGUGGUCUGAUGAUACAAAAAUAGAGUGGUCUAAACUCCACUCGCUGUGUUUGGAGGAAGAAGAAGGAUGAGUACAACCCCAAGAACACCAUCACAACCGUGAAGCAUGGAGGUGGAAACAUCAUUCUUUGGGGAUGCUUUUCUGCAAAGGGGACAGGACGACUGCACCGUAUUGAGGGGAGGAUGGAUGGGGCCAUGUAUCGCGAGAUCUUGACCAACAACCUCCUUCCCUCAGUAAGAGCAUUGAAGAUGGGUUGUGGCUGGGUCUUCCAGCAUGACAACGACCCGAAACACACAAUCAGGGCAACUAAGGAGUGGUUCCGUAAGAAGCAUCUCAAGGUCCUGGAGUGGCCUAGCCAGUCUCCAGAUCUGAACCCAAUAGAAAAUCUUUGGAAGGAGCUGAAAGUCUGUAGUGCCCAGCGACAGCCCCGAAACCUGAAGGAUCUGGAGAAGGUCUGUAGGGAGGAGUGGGCCAAAAUCCCUGCUGCAGUGUGUGAAAACCUGGUCAAGAACUACAGGAAAUGUAUGAUCUCUGUAAUGGCAAACAAAGGUUUCUGUACCAAAUAUUAAGUUCUGCUUUUCUGAUGUAUCAAAUACUUAUGUAAUGCAAUAAAAUGCAAAAUAAUUACUUAAAAAUCAUACAAUAUGAUUUUCUGGAUUUUUGUUUUAGAUUCCGUCUCUCACAGUUGAAGUGUACCUAUGAUAAAAAUUACAUGCUUUGUAAGUUGGAAAACCUGCAAAAUCGGCAGUGUAUCAAAUACUUGUUUUCCCCACUGUAUAUACAUACAUACAUACAUACAUACAUACAUACAUACAUACAUACAUACAUACAUACAUACAUACAUACAUACAUACAUACAUACAUACAUACAUACAUACAUACUAUGUGUGUGUAUGUAUGUAAACAGUAUGCCUAUUGUUAUUACCUUGUGACUGAUUUGCCAAAGGGUGGAGCUUUGAGAACACUAAUGUUCUUUUGAAGUUUUGAUUUAAGAUUUUAAACCACAAAUUAAAGGGAAUGUGAAUCAAACAA
Messenger RNA from Oncorhynchus masou masou (cherry salmon), 6764 nucleotides. RefSeq names its product WD repeat domain phosphoinositide-interacting protein 1-like. Gene Ontology annotation, molecular function: phosphatidylinositol-3,5-bisphosphate binding; phosphatidylinositol-3-phosphate binding; protein binding. Lineage: Eukaryota; Metazoa; Chordata; Actinopteri; Salmoniformes; Salmonidae. The record is from RefSeq and is a predicted model, not a curated record. Gene Ontology annotation, cellular component: extrinsic component of membrane; phagophore assembly site membrane; cytosol. The transcript has 12 exons. Gene Ontology annotation, biological process: protein lipidation; autophagy of mitochondrion; protein localization to phagophore assembly site. Bases 280 to 1620 code for a protein of 446 amino acids.